GCGGGGGUAGCCUUCUCGAAGUACUGUACUUAAUUAGCUGGGUGAGAAGCGGGAAGCAGAGCCCCUCAAAACUCAGUUUUCCAGCCCGCCGGCAGAGGCCUGAGAGAGCAGAUAACGUGGGUGUGACGUUAUCUGAACUCAGCGGGGAUCGGCCGAGGGAGGUCUUAGCACUUCUACCUCCUCUGUCCCUCAUUUUCUCUUGCUUCUCGCUAUCUGGUGGAUGAGUUCUGGGCCCUGGGCGAAGACUGCUGUUCCACCCGCCCAUUCACUCGCGUGCGGUGACUUUCCAUUAAUCAGCUUCCCGAUGGGUCGUACCGUGGUCGUGCUGGGCGGAGGCAUCAGCGGCUUGGCCGCCAGUUACUAUCUGAGCCGAGCCCCCUGCCCCCCAAAGGUGGUCCUGGUGGAGGGCAGCAAGCGUCUGGGAGGCUGGAUCCGUUCGAUUCGAGGGCCGGAUGGUGCAAUCUUUGAACUUGGACCUCGGGGAAUUCGGCCAGCGGGAGUGCUGGGAGCUCAGACCUUGCUCCUGGUUUCUGAGCUUGGCUUGGACUCAGAAGUGUUGCCUGUCCGGGGAGACCAUCCGGCUGCCCAGAACAGGUUCCUAUAUGUGGGUGGUGCGCUGCAUCCUCUCCCCACUGGCCUCAGGGGGCUACUUCGCCCUUCACCCCCCUUCUCCAAACCUCUGUUUUGGGCUGGACUGAGGGACUUGACCAAACCCCGGGGGAAAGAACCUGAUGAAACUGUGCACAGUUUUACCCAGCGCCGCCUUGGACCUGAGGUGGCAUCUCUAGCCAUGGACAGUCUCUGCCGUGGAGUGUUUGCAGGUAACAGCCAUGAGCUCAGCAUCAGGUCCUGCUUUCCCAGUCUCUUCCAAGCUGAACAGAGCCAUCGUUCUGUAAUCCUGGGGCUGCUGCUGGGGGCAGGGCAGAAGCCACAGCCAGACUCGGCACUUAUUCGCCAGGCUAGGGCUGAGCGCUGGAGCCAGUGGUCACUCCGUGGAGGACUGGAGAUGUUGCCCCAGGCCUUUGAAAGCCACCUGACUAGUAGUGGGGUCCAUGUUCUCAGAGACCAGCCAGUCUAUGGGCUCAGCCUUCAGGCAGAAGGGCACUGGAAGGUCUGUCUAGGGGACAGCAGUCUGGAGGCUGACCAUGUUAUUAGUGCCAUUCCAGCUUCAGAGCUCAGCAAGCUGCUCCCUGCUGAUGCUGCACCCCUGGCUCAUGUCCUGAGUACCAUCACUGCUGUGUCUGUAGCUGUGGUGAACCUGCAGUACCAAGGAGCUAAUCUGCCUGUCCAGGGAUUUGGACAUUUAGUGCCAUCCUCCGAAGACCCAGUUGUUCUGGGAAUUGUAUAUGACUCAGUUGCUUUCCCUGAGCAGGAUGGGAGCUCCCCUGGCCUCAGAGUGACUGUGAUGAUGGGAGGUUCCUGGUUACACACACUGGAAGCUAGUGGCUGUGCCUUGUCUCAGGAGCUGUUCCUACAGCAGGCACAGGAAGCAGUUGCCACACAAUUAGGACUGAAGGAACAGCCAAGUCACUGCUUGGUCCAUCUACACAAGAACUGCAUCCCCCAGUACACAUUAGGUCACUGGCAAAAAAUGGAGUCGGCUAUGCAGUUUCUGGCUGCUCAGAGGUUGCCCCUGACUCUGGCUGGAGCCUCCUAUGAUGGGGUUGCUGUCAAUGACUGUAUAGAGAGUGGGCGCCAGGCAGCAGUCCGUAUCCUGGGCACAGAACGUAACAGCUAAUCCCCAGCUCCCACUCAUGAAAAUAAAAGUUGCUGGCGCUUAACCUGA
Heterocephalus glaber (naked mole-rat) is the source of this 1786-nucleotide messenger RNA. It is a transcript of the gene Ppox, whose product is annotated as protoporphyrinogen oxidase. Lineage: Eukaryota; Metazoa; Chordata; Mammalia; Rodentia; Bathyergidae. Gene Ontology annotation, molecular function: protoporphyrinogen oxidase activity, oxygen as acceptor. Gene Ontology annotation, biological process: heme biosynthetic process. The record is from RefSeq and is a predicted model, not a curated record. Gene Ontology annotation, cellular component: mitochondrial inner membrane.